ACGUGUUUUCCCUUUUCGGACCCCAUGCUUUUUGGCUUUGGCUCGCUAUCUAAUGUUUGAAAGUUAACUUAAUCUGUAAAAUAAAAUACAUAAAAUGGGGGGAAAGAAUAAACAGCGAACGAAAGGAAACGUUCGGCCGUCCAGCAGCGGGCGGGCUGCCGAGUUGCUGGCCCGGGAGAGUGGUGUCGUACCCGGGUUCGUGGGGUUCGCCACCACAACGACCACAGAGCCGGGCUAUGUGCCUGCUGUCCAUGGGGCAGAGGAGAUUGACAACCUGGUUGAUGCUGACUUCCGCCUGGUGUUGAGGAAACUAUCAAAGAGAGACACGGUCACCAAACUGAAGGCAGCACAGGAGUUCGGGGCUAUGUGUCAGGAGCGGGACUCAGAGGUCGUUAAAGGAGUUCUACCUUACUGGCCCAGGAUCUACUGCAAGAUUUCAAUGGACCACGACCGACGUGUGAGAGAGGCCACCCAGCAGGCGUUUGAACAACUGGUGCUGAAGGUGCGGCGUAGUCUAGCCCCCUACCUGAAGAGUGUGAUGGGCCACUGGCUGCUGUCUCAGUGUGACAGCUAUCCUCCUGCUGCCUCUGCUGCCUGCCAGGCCUUCAACGCUGCCUUCCCCCCCAGCAAACAGGCUGAGGCUCUUAGCUUCUGCAAGGACGAGGUUCUCACUGUACUUCAAGACAACUUGCUGAAGGAGACGGCAGACACCCUAAGUGACCCACAGAGUGUACCAGAGGAGGAGAGGGAGGCGAAGUUCAUCCGCCUGCUUACCAGCUCUCUACUGGGGGUGAAGAGACUGCUGUCCUCCUUACCCCAGACAGACACACAAGACCUGCAGGACAGACUGACACACCUCCUCAACCAGGCCAAGUUCUGGAAGUACAGCAGACACAAGACCCCACAGGUGCGUGGUGCUUUCUUCGAGGUGGUGUCUUCCCUGUGUGAACACACUCCAGGUCUGGUGCAGACUGAGGCUGCCAGAGUAUGUCCCGCUGUUCUACUGUCUAUAGACGACACGGACCCUGUGGUGCUGCCUCCUCUCUGGGAAGCUGUACUCCACACGCUCUCCACCUUAACAGACUGUUGGAGUCAUGUCAACGCCAGGAAGGCUGUUCUGCCUAAACUGUGGUCCCUGUUAAAGGAUGGGGGUAAAGGUUUGGCUACAGCCCUCCACCCUAACCUGCUACCCCUCAUCAGUAAACUACCCACUGAGCUGUCUCACGUGGAGCGUGCUGUGGCCAGUCCGGCAGAGAGUGCAGCUAUCGUGGUAACAACAGGUAACAACAUGCUCCUAGAACAACAGGUAACAAUAUGCUCCGUGCUCCUAGAACAACAGCUCCUCCCCCUCAUCGACAGUGCCUUGGGAAGCCCCUCCCUCCAAGCCGGUCCCCUUUUCCCAUUGGUUACGGACAUGCUCGUCUCCUGGGAGAAGAGGGCUGGACUUCAGGAUGUGGGUGUGCUUAGCGAGGGAGAGAACGAAGUUGUCUUCGAUAGGCUGCUGGCAGACUUCUGGGAGGGGCUUAGGGUGAUGUUAGCCCGUCGUGUACAGAGUGACAGUCUGGAGCAGAAAGACCUAGAAGGAAUGUCCUCGCUGCUACAGGUGAUGCAGAGCCCAGUGAGUGCCGGCAGGAAGCAGACCAAGAAGAAGAGAUCGGUGAAGAUCUGUUUCUCUGAGCCAGAGAGUUCUGGUUCUCCAGAGGAAGAGGGCGACGUGGCGCUGAAGUAUGCCCAGCUGGAGGCCCCCGAGCUGGGCCAGGAGACGGCCGAGGGCCCCCUGAAAAGCUGGCACCUGGAGGAGAUUGUCUGUCAGCAGACACAGAUCAGUUACUCCCAUGUGAAUGAUAAGAACUCGGAGAGACAUCUGGUGUACCUCUCUCUUCUCCUUCGCUCCUUCCAUACCCCCAGGGUCUUCACUAUGCUGCUCAUCACAUCAGAAGAGGAGAAAUUAAAAGGGAAGGAUGAACAGAAGGCAGACGGAGGAGGGGGAGGUGGCGUGCCCCCUCCCAGUAACCCUGCUGUGCGGUUUCUACUGGAGCGUGUGGUGUUGUGGCUGGGGCAGGAGGACAGGAGAGACACCAGUUACCUGGUAGAGAUGGUGUUCAGUUCUCUACGCUGUUGCAGUCCACAGGAGACCACACGCAUCCUCAACCAUAUCACCACGAUGGAUCUAAAAUGGGGAGUUCUUCUCCAGAUCAUACAAAAGGCGUGUGCGGACCCUGUAUCUCUGCAGGCGUGUGGUGAUUGGUUUAAGGGCUCCGUGCUGGGUGAGCGGCUGCUGGGGUUGGCUGAGGAGCUGUGUGAGGUGGGACUUAAAGGCUCCGGCUCCGCCCCUAAUAGGGACAGCUGGGCUCUGAUCAGCCUAGCGCUGUCUCAGCAUCAUAAUAAUGAGCCCCUYAUAGGAGCUGUGUACGUGGAGAAGAUGAUAGCCAAGCUUCAUGCUACCCUGUCGGCGGCUAAAGGUCUGUCUGAGAGGGGUAACCUAGAGCCGCUGGUGUGUUUCAUCUGUGACGUGGCAUCCACGUUCUUCACCUCCGUAACACACUGCCUCCUACUGGCCUCCGCUGAGGAGCUACUGCUCACUGUCUUCACACUCANACACACAAUGGACUCCCUGCUGAAGAAGCUGAGUCAGGUGUGUCAUGCCGGUGUCCUCUCUUUGGUCCAUCACUCGGGGUCAGAGGUGAAGGAGGGCAGCUUCCUAUACAGCGCUGCAUUCUGGGUCAAAACCCAGCUGCUCACCUCCUCCCUGGGAGUCAAAAGUCUGCAGGUGUUGGUUCUAGCAGUCCAGAGACUAGCUGACACACUGAGAUCUGUUGGUCAGCGAGGCUCCGCCCACCUCUCUCAGUUCCUCUCCUUCCUGACUCCCAGCCAAUCAGAGUGGAGCAAGAUCAGACAGGCCCUGCCCCCUCAGUGGGUGAGGUCUCCCCUGCUGUCUGGACGUCUGAGGAUGGUCUGUGACUACCCCUGUGUGGAGGUCUGGAAGYUCAGAGGCUCGAGCAGACUGCCUGCCCACCUGUGUGUGUGUGCCCUGCUGACCAGAGUGGUCUAUGACACAGAUAUGACUGCUACUACUGGUACUGCUGUUGCUACAACUGCAGUGUGUCCAGAUGACCAGGAGGGGGCAGGAGACUACAUGAAAGACUUCAAACACACAGGUGUGUGUGGGUGUGUGUCGGUGCUGUUGUGCUGUCUCAAGGCCUCUACACCAGUGCAGGAGGAGCUGCUAACAGCUGUACUGGCCACCAUGAUGGAAUGGAGAAACAGCAAAGAAGACUGGUUUCUAUUCAGCAGUACUCUACAGGUGCUGUGUCCCUAUCUGACCACAGAGGAGAGAGAACGUCUCAUUUCCCUGGCUGCCGCUGGCAUACUCAACUGGCAAGAGGACCCCAUUCCUGUCUCGGCUGGUGACUCAUUCUCCCACAAUCCUCGGGGCAGCCAGUGGGACUUUCUGCUCUGCUCCAUGCUGGCAUGGCUAGAGACUACUAGUGAUAACGUGGGGUGUCUGUGGAACCCCUGGGUGCAGUGUUGGUGGUGUUGAGAUCUGUGAGCUGAUCGUGCAGCUGAACCAGUUCUUCACAGCGCCCCCGUCUUGUGUGGAUGAACCUACUGCCCUCAGAAGCUGACCGCAGAGUGGAACGACUUCUUCAUAGAGGGAAUAUACAGCCUGAUGCUGCCCCUGCCUGGCAAGAUCACUGAGGCCUUCAAGGAGCCAGACGAUCCACUGUUCCCAUUGGCUGUCUUGCGGUCUGUGGGCAUGGCUCUGACCUACGUCCCGCUGCAGCAGCUUACCCAUAAUUCCUUGCCAGCGCGGUUCGUGGCAGACCAGAAGACAAGCCUACCUGAGGCACUGCAGACCCUACUCAACACACUAACUCCUUUGCUGCUGUUCAAAGCCAGACCGCUGCAACUCACUGUCUACCACAUACUAGACAAGGUAAUGCCUACUCUCCCAGAGUGUGAUGGAGAAGGAGACGACACCAAGCCAGAGGACGAUGGAGAGGAACCGUGUCUACCGGCCCCAGCGGACCUACAGGAGCGCCUGCUCGGAGAAGGUCCCCAGAACCAGACGACG
Molecule: messenger RNA, 4075 nt
Organism: Salvelinus sp. IW2-2015
Lineage: Eukaryota; Metazoa; Chordata; Actinopteri; Salmoniformes; Salmonidae
Source: RefSeq, a predicted model, not a curated record